AUGCUAAAAAACUCAUAGAUUAGUUGUUAGUCCUUAUAAAAAUCUGGGGAUUCAUAAUAAACUUAAGAUACAUACAAUAGUAAUUUAAAAUUAAAUUAUUAGACUCAUAUAAAGGAUAAAAAAAAUCUGUCUUAUUAAUAUUAAACUAAAGUUAAUUAGACUAACCUUUAGAGGUUUAAUCAAUGUUUGUAUUUCCAUCAUCAGCUGAUGAUUAUAGGAAUCCAAUUUUCAUUGACUGUCCUGCUUGUCGUUAGAAAUCUGAAACCUUAGUAGCUUAUUAGAAUGGAAAUUAUACAUACAUUUGUGCUGUACUCUUACUUCUAUUAUGUUUCCCAUUCGCUUUUGUUCCAUUUUGCAAGAAUGACUGCAAAGAUGUAAUAUAACAUUGCAGUAAAUGUGCUGCCACAGUGGGAUAAGCUAAAUAUAGGCCUUUUGGGAGUUGAUACAAAAAUGUUUCAACUUAAUGACGAC
This is a messenger RNA of Paramecium sonneborni, 471 nucleotides long. The record is from the annotation of a GenBank genome assembly. Lineage: Eukaryota; Ciliophora; Oligohymenophorea; Peniculida; Parameciidae.